GCAUGGAGGCGGCGGCGGCGGCUGAGGCGAAGGCGCCCUCCUCCUCCUCCUUCUCCUUCCUGCUGAGGAGCCGAGCUCGGCCGCGGCGGCGAGGGGCGGAGGGCCCUUAAGCGGAGGCCGGGAGAGGGACGCCGAGGACUGAGGGAGGGCGGCCGGCCAUGGACUGAGGGGAGCGGCGGCGCCAUGGGCAACAAGGAGUCCCGCAUCGGCUUCCUCAGUUACGACGAGGCCUUGCGAAGGGUGACGGACCUAGAACUGAAACGGCUGAAAGAUGCCUUCAAGAGGACCUGUGGCCUCUCCUGCUACAUGAGCCAGCAGUGCUUCAUUCGGGAUGUGCUUGGAGAUGGAGUUCCUCCAAAAGUGGCCGAGGUUAUCUACUGCUCUUUUGGCGGCAUGUCCAAAGGCCUACACUUCAAUAACUUGAUUGUGGGAUUAGUCCUCCUGACAAGGGGUCGAGAUGAAGAGAAAGCAAAAUAUAUUUUCAGCUUGUUCUCCAAUGAAUCUGGGAGCUAUGUUGUCCACGAAGAGAUGGAGAAGAUGCUCCUUAUGGUUGACGGGAGGGUCCCAGAGUCUCUCAAGAAAUGUUUCUCUGAGGGUGAAAAGGUAAACUACGAGAAGUUCCGAAGCUGGCUGUUGUGCAACAAAGAGGCCUUCACGUUUUCCCGCUGGUUGCUGUCUGGCGGGGUGUAUGUUACACUCACGGAUGACAGCGACACCCCCACCUUCUAUCAAACGCUUGCUGGCGUCACGCACCUGGAAGAAUCUGAUAUCAUUGAUCUUGAGAAACGGUAUUGGCUCCUGAAAGCUCAAUCGAGAACAGGGCGCUUUGACCUGGAAACUUUUGGACCCUUGGUUUCCCCACCAAUCCAUCCGUCUCUGAGCGAAGGUCUGUUUAAUGCCUUUGAUGAAAACCGUGACAAUCACAUAGACUUCAAAGAGAUAUCCUGCGGACUUUCGGCCUGUUGCCGGGGGCCGGUGGCCGAAAGACAGAAAUUUUGCUUCAAGGUUUUUGAUAUUGACCGAGACGGAGUUUUGUCUCGUGGGGAACUUGAAGAAAUGAUGGUUGCCCUUUUGGAAGUAUGGAAGGAUAAUCGGACGGAUGACAUUCCUGAGAUGCACACAAACAUCCCCGACAUUGUGGAAGCGGUUCUCAAGACGCACGACACCACCAAGCUUGGGCACCUCACGUUGGAGGAUUAUCAGAUCUGGAGCGUGAAGAGCGCUCUUGCCAACGAAUUUCUGAACCUACUCUUUCAGGUGUGCCAUAUCGUCUUAGGUUUAAGACCUGCUACUCCCGAAGAGGAAGGGCAGAUCAUAAGGGGAUGGUUGGAACGGGAAAGCAGGUACGGCCUUCAGCCGGGACACAACUGGUUCCUGAUCGCAAUGCAGUGGUGGCAACAGUGGAAAGACUACGUCAAAUAUGAUGCGAGCCCUGUUGUGAUUGAGCCUUCAUCCGUAUUGAACGGAGGCAAGAACCUGCGACCAGGUCCCAGUUCCCGUACGGCGGAGCAAGGAGAAGACAAAGCAGGUGGCGUAAAUUACGUUGAAGAAAAGCUUUCCGAUAACGUUUCCUCUGCGUCGGAAGCCUCCGAAACCACUGGCAGCAAUUUCCUUCACAGCAGCAGUCCUACCACCGAGAUGUGCUUUGCCCGCCAGCUGAACUCCUCGGACAACAACAACCAAUGCCUGCUCGGCUCGAAUGGGAAUGUAUUAUUGCAGCUUAGUCCACAGCGGCCAGGAGCCAUUGAUAACCAGCCGCUCGUAACGCAAGAUCCCAUGAAGGCUCCAACGUUGACCCUGGAAGGCGGCCGACUCAAACAGUCCCCGCCGCUGAUUCAAGGGAAGAGUUAUGAAAUUGUCCCCGAGCCGGUGUGGAGGGCGCUUUAUCAUUGGUACGGUGCAAACCUGUCUUUACCUCGGCCGGUGAUUGUCAACAAUACAACCCGCCAUCCUGAACUGGAGCUAUUUCCCCGCUACCUGCUCUUCCUGCGCCAGCAGCCAGCCACCCGGACGCAGCAGUCCAAUAUCUGGGUGAACAUGGGUAUGAUGAGCCUGAGGAUGUUUCCUCACCAGUUGCCGAGAGGGAACGUCCCCUCGCCCAGUGCCCCCUUAAAGCGGGUCUUGGCCUACACGGGUUGCUUUAGCCGCAUGCAGACCAUCAAGGAGAUCCACGAAUAUCUCUCGCAGAGGCUGCGGAUCAAAGAGGAGGACAUGCGCUUGUGGCUGUACAACAGCGAGAACUACCUUACGCUUCUGGACGAUGAGGAUCACACGCUGGAGUACCUGAACAUCCAAGAUGACCAACACUUAAUUAUAGAAGUCCGGAACAAAGACAUGAGUUGGCCCGAGGAAAUGUCCUUUAUCGCAAACAGCAGCAAAAUAGAUCGGCAUAAAGUCCCUACGGAAAAAGGGGCCACGGGCCUGAGCAACUUGGGGAACACCUGCUUCAUGAAUUCCAGUAUCCAGUGUGUCAGUAACACACAACCGCUGACUCAGUAUUUCAUCUCAGGCAGACAUCUGUAUGAGCUCAACAGGACAAAUCCGAUAGGAAUGAAGGGACAUAUGGCCAAAUGCUACGGCGAUUUGAUCCAAGAGCUGUGGAGUGGGACGCAAAAGAACAUCGCGCCUUUAAAAUUACGGUGGACGAUAGCGAAGUAUGCUCCUCGCUUUAAUGGAUUCCAGCAGCAAGACUCUCAGGAGCUCCUGGCUUUUCUUUUGGACGGCCUCCAUGAGGAUCUGAACCGUGUUCACGAAAAGCCCUACGUAGAACUGAAGGACAGCGAUGGGCGGCCCGACUGGGAGGUGGCGGCAGAGGCCUGGGAGAAUCACCUGCGGAGGAACCGUUCGAUUGUGGUGGACUUGUUCCACGGGCAGUUGAGGUCUCAAGUCAAGUGCAAGACUUGCGGCCACAUCAGCGUGCGCUUUGACCCCUUUAAUUUCUUAUCGUUGCCCCUCCCGAUGGACAGCUACAUGCACAUAGAAAUUAUAGUCACUAAGUUAGACGGCACGACCCCCGUUCGAUAUGGUCUGAGGCUCAACAUGGAUGAGAAGUACACAGGGCUGAAAAAGCAUCUCAGCGACUUGUGCGCCUUGAAGCCAGAGCAGAUCCUCCUCGCAGAAGUACACAGCUCCAACAUCAAGAACUUUCCUCAAGACAACCAGAAGGUCCGGCACUCUACCAGCUCUUCUUUGUGCGCAUUCGAGAUACCGAUCCCCGGGUCCCCCACGUCGACUUCUUCAAGUCCUGUUCAAACAGAAUUCCACAAUGGACAGCCGGCAAACGGGAUGCUCGGAGGGCUGAUGAAUGGAGACCUUUCUCGAUCCACUUUGAUCCCGAACGGGAUGCCAAACACGGUGGUGCCCUGCAGGAUGGAGAACGGCUUCUCCAACACGAUACCCAAUGGUCAUGCGGUCUCACCUUCCGACAGCCCCUUCAUCGGCUACAUCAUUGCGGUGCACCGGAAAAUGAUGCGGACAGAGAUGUACUUCCUUUCGGCUCAGAAGAACCGGCCCAGCCUCUUUGGCAUGCCCCUGAUUGUUCCCUGCACCAUUCACACGCGGAAGAGGGACUUGUAUGACGCCGUAUGGAUCCAAGUGUCCCGACUUGCCAGCCCCCUCCCUCCCCAAGAGGCCAGUAAUCAUGCCCAAGACUGUGAUGAUAGCUUAGGUUACCAGUACCCCUUCACCCUGCGAGUGGUUCAGAAGGACGGCAACUCCUGCGCUUGGUGCCCUUGGUACCGUUUUUGCCAUGGCUGCAAAAUCGACUGCACCGAAGAGAGGGCUCACAUGGGCAACGCCAACCUUGCCGUCGAUUGGGAUCCCACGGCGCUCCACCUUCGGUACCAGACGUCACAGGAACGGAUUGCGGAGGAGCACAGAAGUGUGGAGCAAAGCCGCCGCGCUCAGGCCGAGCCAAUCAACCUGGACAGCUGCUUGCGUGCUUUCACGAGCGAGGAAGAGUUGGGCGAGGACGAGAUGUACUACUGCUCCAAGUGCAAGACCCACUGCUUGGCCACCAAAAAGCUGGACUUGUGGAGGCUUCCCCCUAUCCUGAUCAUCCACUUGAAGCGCUUCCAGUUUGUCAAUGGCCGCUGGAUCAAAUCCCAGAAAAUUGUCAAGUUUCCCCGCGAGGAUUUCAACCCGAGUGCCUUCCUGAUGCCGCGGGACCCCAGCUGCUGGGCGCAGAAGCCCAUGACCCCACAGCCCGACGACCUUUCGGAGCCUCAGGCUCUGCUGGAAGAGUGCAGGAGGAUGGAAGUGCUGCCCAACACAUCCGGGGAAGGGGACGCCAUGGCCAGGAGCCCCUCCUCCCUCAGCGCAUCCAACAUCUUCAAUGAUGUCAAAGCCUCCCCAUCUUCUGGAAGGAAGUCUGCCUCUGCCUGCCCUUCGAAUAAAAACAUUAGCCCAACCGGAAGCCCGAGGACUUUGGGCCGGAGCAAAGGGCGUCUCCGGCUACCUCAGCUCUGUAAAAACAAACUUUCCGGCAGCAAGGAAAACCUGGACCUCAGCCGAGAGAACGGCAUGGAUCUGGAGCCAGGAGAGGGCUUCUCGCGAGGGCAGGCUUUGGGGGGCAGCCAGGGCGAGCUCUGCGCCCCUUCGGAGGCCGAGGGGACUUUGGCCAACGGGUACCUUUGCAAGCAGAACUCUCACAGCAACGGCAGCAUCGACGGCCAGCUGGACGCGGUUGGCGAGGAGGAGAUGGCGGAAGACCAAAGAGGAGGAGAGAUCUGCGUGAACCCCAUCUACAACCUUUAUGCAAUUUCGUGCCAUUCAGGAAUUAUGGGAGGAGGUCAUUACGUCACAUAUGCCAAAAACCCCAACGACAAAUGGUACUGUUAUAACGACAGCAGCUGUAAGGAACUGCAUCCCGACGAAAUUGACACUGACUCUGCCUACAUCCUUUUCUACGAGCAGCAGGGGGUCGACUAUGCACAAUUUUUGCCAAAGACGGAGGGCAAGAACAUGGCGGACACGAGCAGCAUGGACGAGGACUUUGAGUCGGACUACAAGAAGUACUGUGUCCUCCAGUGAGCGAGUCUGCAUCCGGCGGACCGUGCAGAAGGGGGCGGCUUUGGGCCUCGUGCGGUUUUUAAUCCAAGCGGAAGAGCUCGGCGCCGUUUUUAUUUCGUUUUUAUUCUUUCCCUCUUGUGACCGGAAAGCACAACUAGGAGGAGAGGAAAUUGAAAAAUAACCCUAACUAAUUAAAUAGCCGGUCCCCUGAUGAGAGAGUAUUGCUUUUCAUCAGACUGCCUGGUACAUUAUCUUCUCACCAACAUGGUUUAAGCCGAGCCAGUUUAAAUUUCAGGUAAACAACAUUAACAGUUGGUUCAGAGUGAUCUAACGUUGCUUGGGUUGGGAUUUUUAUUUUUUUACACAUGUAUUCAUAGGAGAAGUAAGAGAGCAGGGACAACCCUUUGGACGCUCUCUUCCGAUCUCAAGGUGAAUUAACUUGUAGUGUUGUCUGUCGACGGCAUGAACCGGCUACCUCCUUUUUUUUCCUGGUGUUUCAUUCUCUUUUUAGGCAAGGAAGGCUAAAAAAAAAAAUAGGCCUCCUGCACAAAAGCCCAUAACUUUAGGGAGUUGGGUCCUUUCAGAUUUUAAUCCCAUUGGAUGCGUGCAUCUUUGCAUGCCAUGGGAGCUUCCAUGUCAUGCG
Molecule: messenger RNA, 5653 nt
Organism: Anolis sagrei ordinatus
Lineage: Eukaryota; Metazoa; Chordata; Lepidosauria; Squamata; Anolidae
Gene: USP32
Product: ubiquitin specific peptidase 32
Biological process (GO): protein deubiquitination
Cellular component (GO): Golgi apparatus
Molecular function (GO): cysteine-type deubiquitinase activity; calcium ion binding
Source: RefSeq, a predicted model, not a curated record